Molecule: messenger RNA, 504 nt
Organism: Protopolystoma xenopodis
Lineage: Eukaryota; Metazoa; Platyhelminthes; Monogenea; Polystomatidea; Polystomatidae
Source: the annotation of a GenBank genome assembly
AUGGAGGAUUUAGAGUUGCCUUUAAAGCCUGGUUCGGAACCGAUUCCCGAACUCGACAGCCAACUGGCUCUUGAUGCUGAAGGCAAUGAUUUGAACAAUCAUGAAUUGGCUCGUAUUUAUGAGCUAGAAGCUAAAUUGCCCUUAGAUUUCAAGCAAAUCGAUAAAUCACUUCGUCAAAUAACAGAUGAAAAGGAAAUAAACCGCAAAUCAGAGGAAGUGCAGAGUGAGAUCGAUCACAUGCUUAAUAGCUUGGGUCGCAUUCAAGCACCAAACCUACGUGCAGGUGACAAACUGGGAAGUGUUGAGCAGCGCUUGCGUUCCACAGAAGCCGAGUUCGAGGAGACGCGUCGCAAGGCUAAGCGUGCCAAGGCAAAGUUUGAGCAGAUCCGUCGAAUGCGCUUUAACGCAUUCAUGAAUUGCUUUAACUCUAUCGCCGAUAACAUUGAUCCUAUCUAUAAAAGCCUUUCAAGGAAUCCCGGUGCUCAGAAAGGUUUUUUUACUUAG